CUCAUUGCAAACUGCAAGAACUAACCACAAUUCUUAUCAUGUAUGUGAGGAGGAUGUGAAGCAAAGAAGAUGCUAUUUAUGCAGAACGUCUCUGAUUAUCAACCGAAGUCCGAAAAGAAACCAAUGCUUACUUUUUGUUGGAUCCUGCUUUUAUUGAUCAGCAAAGCUGAGUUCAGCCUGUUGGGAUGUCUUCACAAAGAAUUUGAAAAACAUUACCGUGCAAUUAAUAAUAAGGAAAUGGUCUUACAAUGCCCUGUACCAUUUCAAAGCUACACCCACAUUUUCAACAACUCACUUUUAUAUAAAAAGAAAGUUGUAUGGUUCCGGCAACAAAAAGGAGAACUGCUGGAGGUUAUUGGAAAGGAAAGCACUAAUCCCACUCAAGAAGGGAAUGCACUUUGGUUCAAACCAAUAAGAAAUAAUGACUCAGGAAUAUAUAUUUGUAAGAUAAGGGAAGAAGUCUCAUGUUUCAAAAUUAUCAUAAAGGUUGAAGCAAAGAGUCAGGCAAGGUGUUUGGAUUAUGGGACAAAUACACUGUCUCUCAUCACUGGAAAGGGGGAUUCAAUUUCUUGUCCUGGGCUAAAAUGUUACAGUCAUUUAAACAGAUCACAGGUGACAUGGUUCAAGAAUGGAAAAUUACUAACAGAGAAGGCAUUUAGACUAAGUCUAAAACUUAAGGGUGAUAAAAUCAACUUGCUUACCAUCUAUGACAAAGAUGCUGGUGUGUAUGUAUGUGAUUACAUGUUAUUCAUCAAUAAUACCAGAUGGACAAUGAGAACAGUAGUUAAAGUGAAUGUCAUUGCACCAAAUACCAUCUAUGCACCAAACAUAUUGUCUCCCAAGGGUGUGAAGAUCCUUGAAGUAGAACUUGGAAAACCAAUUGAAAUGGAAUGCAAAGUCCAAUUUGGCUAUGAAAGAGACUUCACACCUAUGAUAACAUGGAGCAGACACAGCCAAGAAGGAAAAAGUGAGGAACUUGAACAGAAGCAAAUAAGGGAUCAGAAAAAUGAAUUAGUGGGAGAAACAGUUAUUCAUAUAGCCAAGCUGAGGGAAGUAACUGAAAAGGACCUCAACAGCAACUUCACAUGCAUUGCUCAGAAUUCUGUGGGAAAGUCUACAGGAGUGAUCAAGCUAAAAAGAAAGGAAAGAGUGCAUUUCUUAUACAUCUUAUCUGGUCUGAUUUCAAUGUUACUUGGACUCCUUGUGAGCAGUGCUUUUAUUUAUCAGCAUUGGAUUGAAAUAGUGCUGAUGUACCGAAAUUACCUGGUCAAGGAUGAAACUAUAGGAGAUCACAAAGAGUUUGAUGCUUUUGUGUCCUAUGCGAAAAUGAACUCCUUUGGAAGUGAUUCCAGUUUUGUCAAUGAGGAACAAUUUGCCCUGGAUGUUCUUCCAGAGGUGUUAGAGAAGAAACAUGGAUAUAAACUGUGUCUCCUUGAAAGGGAUAUUCUUCCAGGAGGAGCUUAUACUGAUGAUGUUGUAACUGCUAUUAAACAAAGCAGACGAGCUAUAAUUAUUUUGAGCCCUAGCUAUGUCAACGGACCAAGCAUUUUUGAACUGCAGGCAGCGGUGAGCUGUGCCUUAGAAGAUAGCACAAUAAAACUGGUUUUCAUUAAGUUCCAGGCUUUCCAAGAGCCAGAUUAUUUACCUCCAGUGGUGAAGAAAGCUCUUCGGAUUUUACCAGUGAUUACCUGGAAGCCUUCUAACUGGAAUACUCCAAACAAAAAAUUCUGGAAAAAUAUACAAUAUUAUAUGCCGGUGAAAAAUACUGAAGGGUUGGGGAAAAAACAAACUAAAGGUUUCCUCCAAAGGUUAUUCAGCAUGGAUUAUUAAUAGCAUAAAUACCACUGAAGGAAGCCAGCAGACUUAGAAGAACUUCUUAUAUCAGCAGACCACUAAUAUAAGAUGUGGUUGUCAUCUGACUCAUUGAUAAAUCACUACAAAAUAGAGUGAAAAGAACUCUUAUGAUGAGACACGAAAAAUGCCAUUAGUGAAAAUGUAUGGCACUUAACACAGCUGUGAUAUGGACUCGUCUUUAAUGUAUAUAUAUUCAGAUAUAUAAUAUUUAUUUAUUUUAAGCUCAUGUCCGUAAAUCCUACAGGGGGUGAACUCCCACCAUGUUGUUAAAUGUUGUACAAACAUGAAGUAAAAGAGUAUGCUAGAGGAGCUAGCACUCCAUGAUGUCCUCAGAAAGCCAGAUCUUGAUUUAGAGGUAAUUUGCACUGACUUUUGGGCUUUCUUUGUGUGGAAGAAGCUAAAACUAAAUCCGCAGAGAUGGGAUCUCUUGAAGUAUACUCAGCAUUUGCCUAGCUCUGCUGUAUUAAAAGUCAAUGGCCAAACUCCUGUUGACUUCAUUGGAGUACAAAUGGACAAAAGCUGAGCAUAUUUGAAAAGUUUAACAUUUCCCAAAUAGACUGGGUAACACCUGGACUUGAAUGAAAACAAGCUUACUGAAGCUUAGUUUAGUUAAAGGGAGGGAAAACUUGUAGGUUGGGGGAAGUAGCUAGAAAAUAUUCUAGGAAAUCCUCAGCACUCAGGAAUAAGCUUCUCCCGUUCUACAGAUGGGGAGAAUCCCAAUCUCUGAUCCACAUAUAACUGUUUGUUGAAAACUCAGUAAGGAGAGUCUCCUGGAGUCUUCCUCUCCGUAGAAUCACCCAUGGGUGGAUCUAGGAUUUUGAAAAGGGAGUCACACAUGGGGCACGUCCACAUCAGCGAACAUGUGCAGUAUGCAGCACCGCAGACUCAUCUGCAGUACUACACAUCACGUGUGCAGGCAUUCCCCCACUGCUGAUUUGCAGUGGGGGUGGGGGAGGCAAUCCUGGUGCCAAAUAAACCCGUGCUUCAAAAAAAGCAGGGUGGUGCCCCUGGUAGCAGUAUGUGCUGCCUGAAAUCAGAGCCUGGCUGGCCAGAGCCACACUCUGGUUGCUGGUCAGGCUCUCUGCUGCUGGA
This is a messenger RNA of Gavialis gangeticus (Gharial), 2946 nucleotides long. RefSeq names its product interleukin 18 receptor accessory protein (gene IL18RAP). The coding region runs from base 70 to 1830 and encodes 586 amino acids. The record is from RefSeq and is a predicted model, not a curated record. Gene Ontology annotation, molecular function: interleukin-18 receptor activity. Gene Ontology annotation, biological process: interleukin-18-mediated signaling pathway. The transcript is spliced from 11 exons. Lineage: Eukaryota; Metazoa; Chordata; Crocodylia; Gavialidae.